AUUAGCCACGGCAGGGGAGAGCAAACAGCAGUGUUGAGCCAGACCAGAGUACAAAUAUGAAGAUGAACACAGCUUUGACUGUUGUUGGAGCAUUAUUAGUCAACAUUGCAGGUUCACUCUGUCAGUUAAAUGUCUGUGGUCGGGCCCCUCUUAACACUAAAAUUGUAGGAGGACAGAAUGCAGGAGCGGGAUCUUGGCCGUGGCAAGUCAGCCUUCAGAGUCCCACCUAUGGAGGCCAUUUCUGUGGCGGGAGUCUAAUCAAUAAAGACUGGGUUCUGUCUGCAGCUCACUGCUUCCAGGACUCCUUAGGUACAGUUAAGGUCAAACUGGGACUACAGAGCCAGUCAGGCUCAAACCCUUAUCAGAUAACCAAGACAGUAGUUCAAGUCAUCAAUCAUCCUAACUAUAACAACCCUAGCAAUGACAAUGACAUAGCACUGGUCAAGCUUGAUUCAUCUGUGACUUUCAAUGAUUACAUUGAGCCAGUGUGUCUGGCUGCUGCUGGAAAUACCUAUGCUGCUGGUACACUGAGCUGGGUCACUGGAUGGGGGAAACUCAGUUCUGCAGCCAACCAGAUUCCUGACAUACUGCAGGAGGUGGAGAUCCCGAUUGUGAGCAACAGUGACUGUAAACGUGCGUAUCCAGGCGAGAUCACAAGCAAUAUGAUUUGUGCUGGAUUGUUAGAUCAGGGAGGAAAAGAUUCAUGUCAGGGAGACUCUGGGGGUCCAAUGGUCAGUAGGAAUGGCUCCCAGUGGAUUCAGUCUGGCAUUGUGAGUUUCGGUCGAGGAUGUGCUGAGCCCGGUUAUCCUGGUGUUUACGCCAGAGUGUCGCAAUACCAGGACUGGAUUACUAGUUCCACAGGCAGCAGCAAUCCACCUGGAUUUGUUGAAUUCCAUUCCAGUGGAUUCAGAAGCACAUCUAACCUGUUUUUAUUGUCCAUUUCUCUCACAUUAUCCAUCAUUCCUUUCGCCUCUGUUCUCUCUUCAUAAAAAAGUGUGUUAAUAAUGGCCAUAAUUGUUCUUUUACACAAAUGUACUGUAAGAAAGCAAGAAUAUAUUAUAGUGCAAUUAUUUAUUCUACCUUAUUAAAAUACACUAUUUUUGGGAAGCAUUUUCAUAGAGUCAAUCCACAUGGACACUAAUUAAGUUUAUCAUACUUGAGCUCUCAAAAUAAUGGUGCAUUUGAUGACGUUUGAAAUAAUAAUGCAUCAUUGUCUUUACUGUGAUCUCGGAACUAAAAUCUAUUGAACCUACUGAAUGUAUAUUGUCUGGUUGUUUUUACCAAUGUACUGCAGUCACUUUUUAAUGUUUUUAAUUAUUUACAAUGUUGCAUUCUCAGGGUCUGAAUGUCUGUAAUUAAUGCAAUGUGAAUAUAUAAUAAAUGACCAACUAUGCUGUAGUCUAGUAGUGUACACAGAAUAAACACAGAAAAAAAAAA
Danio rerio (zebrafish) is the source of this 1437-nucleotide messenger RNA. Its product is annotated as zgc:123295. Lineage: Eukaryota; Metazoa; Chordata; Actinopteri; Cypriniformes; Danionidae. Gene Ontology annotation, molecular function: hydrolase activity; peptidase activity; serine-type endopeptidase activity. Gene Ontology annotation, biological process: proteolysis. The record is from RefSeq and is marked validated.